Tripterygium wilfordii is the source of this 1890-nucleotide messenger RNA. RefSeq lists its product as uncharacterized. NCBI's taxonomy places the organism in Eukaryota, Viridiplantae, Streptophyta, Magnoliopsida, Celastrales, Celastraceae. The coding region runs from base 287 to 1702 and encodes 471 amino acids. The transcript is spliced from 4 exons. The record is from RefSeq and is a predicted model, not a curated record.
CUGGAAUAGCGACAGUGUGAUCCAGUAGCCAUGAAAGUGUGACAGACGGAAUAGCCCAUAGCAGCCACGUUGAAAUGCGCACCCCAUCAAUUCUGUCUCAACCUCUUUGGGCUUCUCCUCGCUCAGCAGCUGUCAGUGCUCCCUUUCCUACGCGUGUCAUGAGGCAUCUCGACCGCCUCCCCAUCCCAAACCUUCUCGCUUAUGUCUCCACAAACCCUCCUCCGCUAGACCCUCUCUAUGGUUCUGCUGCUGCUCGAAUCAGCACCGUCAAGGCUAUGCGAUCAGCAUGGAAGAUCCAGAGCUAGACUGGGAAACUCAAGAACAUGAAUCGGAAGGAAACAGUGGCAAGAGGUGUUGGGGCAUUGUGGACAAGGGACUGAGUCUGGGAAAGAAGAUUUUGGUCACAGGUGUGGUACUAUCCUCAGUUCCUUUUGUUCUUCCUCCACUACUUGUUAUUUCCACAAUUGGGUUUGCCUUCUCUGUCCCUUCUGGGCUCUUCUUGGCAAGCUAUGUUUGCACUGAGAAGCUCAUGGGUAAGUUGCUCUCAAGCACCACUCCACCUCCAUUACUUUUGGGGUUUGGAAUAUGGUCCAAUGAUGAGGAUGUUGAAGGCGCUGACAUAGAACAAGAUAUUGAUUAUGAAAGAGAGGAGGAAGAUCUACUUAGAGAUAUUAAAGGAGAGGUUGAGAGCAAGUUUGAAUUAAGUGAUAAUGAAAAUCAAAAGGUUGAUUAUGGAAAGGGAAGUGUUGGGGCAUAUGGAAAAGAAUUAUCAGAAGGUGCAGAUGAAAUUGUGGAGGAAAAUUGGCCAGGAGGAGAUAAUUUUGAGCGCUUAAAUGAUCAAGAUAAACCAUUGGAAGAGACAGGAGUAACAAUUAAUAGGAGACGAGAAGGGCAAGAAGAUGAACUGGUGGUGGAGCAAGUCAAGGAUGAGCAGCCUGUGAAUGUACUAAGUGAGGUAGAGGUGGUAAUUGAGGGAGAUGAGAAAAGUGAUAGCAAUGUUGUAGAAGAGGAGACACCUUUUGAGGUGACAAAAGUUGCUGUAGAGUUACAUCUGGGUGGUGACAUUGAAGAAGAUAAGGAAGUAGUUAGAGAGACAAGGGGGUUAUUAGAAAAACUGCAAGAUGAAGGUGACAGUGUGGAUGUAGCUAACAUUGUGGAAGAAGAGCCGAGACCUUUGGAAGAAAAGCAGACUGUGUUGCACGCAGAAAAGGCCGAUGAAAGUACUGCAAACAAUGAUAUUCUUGUGAAUGGUAAAAAGAAGAUCUUGCUAUUAUCAAAGGAAAAUGUAAGGGAAAUUGCUGAUGAAAGUGUGUUUGGCUUGCUUCAUGAAAAACAUGCCCCUGCACAGCCGUCCAAAAAAGAGGCUUAUAACGGCGCUGAAGGCCGUGAAGCUAUUGAUUCUGCAGAGCUUCCAUCUGCCACAGGGGAAGUUGAGAACAACCAUGGGGGAAAAACUUCAAAAAAGAACACCAGCAUGGUUUCCAAGGAACCUUACAGUGCCGAGGAGAUAUGGAAACAAAUCAAUGCCAUGCGCAUCAUAGUUGGCUACAAAGUUGCACCACAAGCAACAUACGUCGAGGAACUCAAAGCUCUUUAUGUAUUCAUAGGAGUUGAGCCACCUGCGUCGCUUGAAGAGCGUAGUGAUCUCAAGGGAGUAAAUGACAAGCUUCAGUAUCUCAAGUCCAUUGUUGGAGUAAAAUAAGAUUAGUUUGUGGUGGUCUUGUUUCUUGUAAUAUUUAGUAGAACUUUUUGUUCCCUUUUUCUUUCCGAAGAUGCUUGAAUCUUUUGUUUGUGCGUUACCAGAGAGAGUCAUAGGUGGUGGAACAUCAAAGAUAGUUGGUUUCAGUGAGUGGUUAUUCGUGUAUGAGAGAGCCUGAGGCAAAUUUUACU